Molecule: messenger RNA, 5007 nt
Organism: Larimichthys crocea (large yellow croaker)
Lineage: Eukaryota; Metazoa; Chordata; Actinopteri; Sciaenidae
Product: serine/arginine repetitive matrix protein 1
Exons: 9
Coding region: 88-3261 (1057 amino acids)
Molecular function (GO): protein binding
Source: RefSeq, a predicted model, not a curated record
GGUGUGAGCCAGUCGAGCGGCUGGAGAGAAGAGCGAGAGCGGCUGAUCGGUGCGGCGGCGCAGGAUCAGCGGACCGGCGGCGUGAACAUGGCGGAGACCGUACGCUCGCUCUUCGACUACCGGGAGACGCACAGCCUGGACAGCGACGGAGAGGGCGUGAAGCCGGCGCCGCCACUGCGGGGGCGCGGCUGUGGAAGGAAAAGGAAAGGGACACCCGUCAAAGUCUUUGUUACACACACAGAGGAGGAGAGCGUGCCUGAACACAGCUUCAGCCCAGGUGAUCGUAAGGAAGCAGCAGAGAAUAAACGGACUGCAGUCGAUGCGUCUUUCUACAACGCAGAGACCGCUCCUCACAACUGCGGUCCAUCAGAGCAGACUCACGGCAAAGUCUCCUCCGGAUCCAAGUCCAGCUCCUGCUCGGCCUCGACACCGGCUCCAGCUCCCGCUGCUUCCUCGGCCCCGACCCCGACACCAGUCCCCGCCCCUGCCCCGGCCACGGCGACUUCAGCUCAGGCCCCGUCUCUGACCCCAGCAUCCACAGCUCCGGCUGUCCCAACGGCCUCUGCUCCAGCCCCGACGGCCAGCUCCUUCCCCCCCUCCCCGAACUGCCGCAUCCGAGAGGUCCACUGCGGCAGCCAGGUGCGGUUGGUCGUUAUCGCCAUCCGAGACAUCACCAAGGGGGAGGAGAUCACUGUGGACUACAGCCUGACGGAGUGGGGAGAGAACCUGGGUUUCCGUGGCACUGUGUCUCCAGCGCAACACGAGUGUAACUCUGACACAGAGAAUAACAACAAUAUCAAAAAGGAGGAUGAGCCUCUUCCUCUGACAGCCCAGCAGCGGCAGCAACAACAGCAGCAGCAGGAGUACGUCACCCCCUCAUGGUCCCUCUCUCCCUCCUCCUCCCCCAUCUCCCACUCCGACGCCAGCGAUUCAGACGCCGGAGACGAGGACAACGCCAGCCCCCGCGGGCGCGCGCUGCGCCGUCGCAAGAAACGUCGCGGCACCCCUUCAAAGAAAAAGACCCCCCAUCGGACCCCACCUGGGCGGCCACCACCGGUCUCCCCCGCCAGCAUUCCUCCACACAGCCGUCAGCUUCCUUCAUCCCACCCUCCGGCGCAGUCCUCUCCUCCCUGCUCGUCUUCCUCCUCCUCCUCCUCCUCUUCGGCUAAGCCCGUGUUCAAAGCUCCGGCUCCGCUGGGCUCCAACUCCACAAGCAACGUGAGCGUCCCCAGAGGUGGAGUGUCCAUAGACUCCAUGCGUCAAACCUGCGAGUACUGCGGCCGCCACUUCCGCUCCCUUGGUCGCCACUUAGACAAACACCACGCGCACCAACCGGAAGUGUGCUCCGCCCUGGUGGAGCGCUACACGCAGAUGCCCCGUCUGCACACACAGAACACAAACCCCACCGCAGCUCACGCACACGCCCCUCAGCACUCGAAGUCGUCACACAUCGCGGCACAGAGUCGCGGUUCAGAUCUUCCACAGAGUGGCGUCCAGGACCUCUCCAUGUCUCCGCCCACCCUCACAGCAGCCAGCCAAUCCCCCUCCUCCGCUGGAAGAAACUCCACCCCACCCGUGCUGACGCCUCCGCGAGGUCAGAACUCAGUGGCGGUGUCUGUCUUAAAGAGAAGCCCACCUCCUGUGUCUGUGACGCAGUCCAGGAAGGGAGCGACGAGGAAGCUGAAGAAGGAAAGACACGAGGAGGAGGAGGAUGAGGAGGAGGAUGACGAAGAAGAUGUGGAGGUCGUGGAGGUGAAGAGGCCCAAAGAGGAGGACGAUGUUGAGGUGGUGUGCCCUCAGUCCUUCAGCAGCAAGUUGGCCAAAGAGAUGGAGCCAAAGGAAGAGGACGAUGAGGAGGAGGACGAGGAAGAGGAUGAGGAGAAUGGAGUGAUGGAGGUGGACGAUGAAAGUGGGGCAGAAGAUAAGGAGAAGGACCUGCUGAGCGGUUCGGGGCGUCACCACUUGCUGCCCCUCCUCUCGUCUUUGUCCUCUCUGGUCCUGUACCUCCGUCGGCUGCAGCACUCGGCCUUCUUGUCCCUGUCUCGUCAGCUUCAGUCAGCCGAGGCCUGGCGCCUCCUUUGCCACUCCAGCCUGGCUCUCCUCAUCCUGUACAACCGGCGACGUGAGUGUGAGGUCUCCAAGCUGUCCAUCGCCGAGUAUCGCUCUCGCGUCACUCCCCAGUGCCCAGUUCCUGUCCCACCUGGAGCCCCUCCGGCUCUCACCCCAUUGGAGGCCUCCCUGUCUCCCUUCGAGCGCCUGGUGCUUCCUCACCUCCCCAGAGUCGGGGUCCAGGGUAAACGUGGACGUGUGCAGCCCCUCAUCCUCCCCCCUCACUGCGAGCCCUGCUUGGAGCUCCUCCUGCAGACACGGCAGGAUGUGGGAGUCGACCCCGCGAACCCGUACGUCUUCGCAAGGCCCUACCACUCCCCCGCCACACCCCUGCGAGGCACCGACCUCCUCCGCAGCCUGGCCCGCUCAAGCGGUACCCGCAAUCCCCGUGCCCUUACCCAGACGAGGGUCCGCCGGCAGGUAGCUAUACUGACCCAGCUGCUGCUACUGGGGGAAGGAGAGGAGCCCGGGCAGCCUGGAGGCAGCGCUGUGGAGAGGCUGGAGCACUUCCUGGAGAGGGAAUAUCACGUGACACAGAACUGUGCAGGAAUCGGCCAAGAUCCAGGGCUGAUGGGACGAGUAGGAAGAGUUGUGCUCUGUGGAGAGAGAGAUGGAGUGCUGUUCAGAGGAAUGAGCCUGAACCACAUCUGCCUGGAGCUGGAUGUCAUGUCAGGAAACUCUGCAGACUCGUACUCAGAGGGAGAGUCUGAAGGCGAGCAGGUGAAGGAGAAGACGGAGGCGCCCGCCCCGGCUCCCGCUCCGAUCCCUACGCCCACACUGCUGUACGUCAGGAAGGGCAAGAACAACGGGCGGGUGGGACGACCCAAGAAGCUCAAGAACACGCAGCCACCACUUCCGCCGCCUCCACCACCACCUGCAAACCGCAGGAGAGGCUCAGGAAAGCGAGGCGUCCUGAAGCGCCCCUGGUCAGAGGCCGAGCGCGCGGCGGUUGAGGAGCACCUGACCCAAAACAUCACCGAGCUCCGGGUCCCCGCCAAGGCCGACUGUGAGCGCUGCCUGCAGCAGUGCCCCCUGCUGGUCAGCAACCACCGCGACUGGCGAGCGAUCAAGUUCUACUGCCACAACCGCAUUCAGCUGCUGAAGAAAAACCAGCGGCGUGAAAGCGAGCCCCAGCCGCUCACCGUCUGCUGAGAGAGGGGAGGAGAAGGUGGUUAGGGUUGGAGGCAGAGAGGGUCAGAGACGGGGAAUGUCUGGUGUUGUGCAGCUGAGCUGAGCAGAUUCUCAAAUGGUACCCAGCUACCCAGGAAAUGCACUAAUUUUGAGACGAUGGUCCUAAAUUUCACUCCACUCUUCUGUUUUCGACAAGGCCUCUAAUUUGACACCUUUUUCUUUUUUUAAAUAUCGAGCCAUACAAGAACAGAAAUUCGAAUUAACUUCGUCGCUGCUCUUUCUUUUAAGGUCUUAAAAAAAACCCCACACUAGACUCUUCAUGGUGCUCCUGAUUUGACGGUUACACACAGUGCAAGUCUUGUCAAAAGCAGUGCGCUUGGACGGGUGCCGUUUGAGAGACAUGCCUUAGGGGGGUUGGGCGGGGGGACUUCAGAGACCACGGCGCCGGCCUCGGCCUGUGUCGUGUUGUAUAUGGACAUUUCAUUUCUUUCCUUCUGAAACACUAAACUGAAAUGUAAACAAGGGAGGCGAUCGAGCCCUACAGUGUUGUUAUAUGAACGUCGUGAAGUAGCAUUAGUGUUUCAUGCACUUGGAGACGUUAAUAGGACAAGUGGCCUGUGCUCGGGCCACACUUUUCGUAAUAGCGGCUAUAUAUAUAUAAAUAUAUAUAAUUAGAGUAGGUCUAACUACUGCUAACAUAGAAGAAUAGCCAGAACUUUCUUCAAACAAGCUAGUUCUUCUUUUUAAUACAGCUGACCGUGCAAUUCUGACAAUGGUUUCAUUAUAUUUGGACCUUGAUUUUUUUCCAUGUAAGGUACUAGAUGAUGAAUGAGUUACUCUUUUGCAGUUACUAUGAUGUUUUUGUUUUUUAAAUUAAAAUGAAACUCAGCAUCACGACGGAGAUUUUUCCAGAGUGAUGCAGAGUGGUUUCAUGAGAAGACAAUUAAAUGGCCUCAGAAUGUUGUAAAGUUACUUUUGGAUACCUAAGAUGUUUAGUUAAAACCACAAAGUCCAGAAACACAAGAACUGUUUUGAAGUCUGUUGCGUUGGAUGUCAACAGCCACCAUUUCCCUCCCCGAGGACCAGUACACUAUGUUCUCGUUUCCUAUUGUUCUUGUUUUUGUUUUUUUUCAGCCUGUUGCACAUUUGUCAUUCGAAAUAGUAAAACAAAUAAAAAAGGUGCUAUAGGCCAAUAAGCUGGAUAUCACUUUAUAUGUGGAGAGGAGAUUUCCCUUUGGUUGUUCUAACAGUUUCUUAAAAAAAAAAAAAACGGGCAUUUAUCAGAGAAGUGAUUGUUCUGUGUCACCACGUUUGUUGCAUUGUCUGUGUUGUUUUUCUACGGCUAGAGCUCCUGCUGUCCUUUCCCAAGCCACACUACACGGUUUGCAGCUCGACCAGAUUUUUUGGUUUCCUCGUCAGCGUUGCUGGAAAUCUGCGUCCUUCGGACUAAAAAUCUCCACGAAACCUCAAGACAGAUACUUGAAGUUAUUUAAACCUUUUUGCAGAAUCUUUUUAUGUUCUUUCUUGCUCUAGCCUUUUGCCAGUUACAUUGUACAUAACAAAUAUAUUAUCAUUAUGCUAACUGGUUGUUUGUGCUAGACUAUACAGUAUGUAGCUUUUUUUCCCCAUUUCAGUUAUUGCUAUCUGUACAUACGCCUGUUUGUAAAUAGUCCUCAGAGAAACAAAGAAAAAACACAAUGUAUGACAUGCCUUGGUUAUUGUGUUAUGUUUUUUCUUUUUUAUACGUCUUAUAAAAAUUUAAAGCUC